Messenger RNA from Hordeum vulgare subsp. vulgare (domesticated barley), 1549 nucleotides. Its product is annotated as chitin elicitor-binding protein. The record is from RefSeq and is a predicted model, not a curated record. The transcript is spliced from 4 exons. NCBI's taxonomy places the organism in Eukaryota, Viridiplantae, Streptophyta, Magnoliopsida, Poales, Poaceae. The coding region runs from base 138 to 1286 and encodes 382 amino acids.
CCCCAACUUUCCAACAGCCACACCCAACAAAUCCACGCACGCCGCCCCGUACCCCGCUCCACUGUACUCCCACACUCCCACUCUCCCACUAACCCCCAGCUCCAGCCGAGCCAGCUCCCCUCGCAGCCACGCCGGCAAUGGCGCCCCCUUGCUCCCUCCCAGCCACGCCGGCAAUGGCGCCCCCUUGCUCCCUCCCAGCCGUCCUCCUCGUCGCCCUCGCGGCGAUGUCCCUGUCCAUGUCCCCCACCCCGGCCGCGGCGGCGCGGUUCGCGUGCAACGCCACGGCGCCGCGGGCAUCCACCUGCCAGGCCCUCGUCUCCUACUCCCCGCCCAACGCCACCACCCUGGCGGCCGUCCGCGCGCUCUUCCAGCUCCGCUCGCACCGGGCGCUGCUCGCCUCCAACGCCCUCCCGCUCUCCACCCCGCCCACCGCCCCGGCCCCGUCCCCGGUGCGCGUCCGCCUGCCCUGCCUCUGCUCCGGCGGGGCCGGCGCCACCUUCCAGCGGCCCACGUACAAGGUCCGCGCCGGCGACACGCUCGACGCCGUCGCCCGCGGCGCCUUCGCGGGGCUCGUCACGUACCGCGACAUCGCCGCCGCCAACAACGUGUCCGACCCCAACCGGGUCGCCGUCGGCCAGGAGCUCUGGGUGCCGCUGCCCUGCAGCUGCGACCCCGUCGGAGGGGAGGCCGUCGUGCACCUCACCUACGUCGCGCCUGCCGGGAGCUCCGUCGCCGGGAUUGCGGAGGAGUAUGGCACCACGGAGGAGACGAUUCUGGCGCUCAACCGCAUGCCCGACGCCAAGAGCCUCCUCGCCGGCCAGGUCCUCGACGUGCCGCUCCGAGCUUGCUCUUCUGCCAUUAGCAGCACGGCCAUCGACCGCAACCUCCGCGUCCCAAACGCAAGCUACAUCCUCACGGCCAACAACUGCAUCAUGUGCGGCUGCAGCUCCACCACUUGGCAGCUGGACUGCCAGCCGACGCAAGGGUUGACAUCCAACUGCCCGGCGGCGAAGUGCGGAGACCUGUUCCUGGGGAACACGUCGACGUCGGCGACCUCUACCUGCGAGAGCACGACGUGCUCCUAUGCCGGCUACACCAAUGGCACCUCGUUCUCCAUCCUCUCCAAUCUCACCGCCAGCUCCGUGUGCAACGCUGCUGGGAUAUCACCCGCCGCACAGCCGUCACACUCCUCGGCGUCCAGAUUGGGGUCGCCGGCGCGGUGGUGGGAGCUGAUCGCCGGGUUCCAUGUCGCUCUACUGUGCCUCGGGUUUCUGCGCCGUGAUUGAGUAGCAACUCAGAUUCUUGUCGCUGGACGUGUAGAUCGUAAUUCUGCAAUGUGAGUAAUUUGGGACGCGCUGCAUGUGUGGCAUCGGUUUGCAGCUGGUCGGAUGUGUUAGAAGGCAGACGUGAGGGGGAACACUUGUUCUAUGUUAGAAGGUUAGAUCAGAUCGGGAUAGAUUUGUAGUGCCGAGCAGCAUUUCCAGCGUUUCUGGUUUUAGCCUGGUAUAUUGUCACUGUCUUGCUAUAAAUGGAGACCCUCUUUGUUUUA